AUGGCGGCAAUGCAAAUAACCGCUGCUCAAAGUUACGGAGCGGCUUUUAAUAACGAUGCUCUCGGCACGGACGUGCAUCGAGGGUUGAAUCCGACGAGCUCGGACGGUUUAGCCUCAGCGUUUGGUAACAUCGAUUUGGCUGGAGUUGCGAAUAGUUUAGCGCGACCAUCAACUGCUCCACUACCGCCGCAUAGUUCUAGAAAUGGAUUGAAUUCUUUGCAAGCGCAUCACUCGUCUCGGCUUGGUGAUCAAACGACGAAUUCUGCCGGAGUUGCGGCUGUCGCUUCUGGGAUGGGCGGCGGCAUGGCGGGAGAUCUUUCUGGGUUGCAAGCACAACAAGCACUAUUGCAGCAGCAAGCCGCGCAGCAAGCGCAAAUUAAUCAAUUCUCUAUGCAGCAGAUGCAAUAUAAUACAAAUGCUGGCGGGGCACACCAUCUCCAACAACAAGGGCUUGGCGGCGGUGCUGGUAAUUUACCUGGGUUUGAUACCUCGGCAGUGAAUCAAGUUGCAGCAAACGGAGGUACCGUGGCGGAAGUGUAUCAAGCUGCUUACGCGGCUGCCUUGUAUGCUCAGCAGCAACAACUCCAGCACUUGGUGCGCAUGCAAAGUGGGGCCGGUAUGGUUAAUCCGCAAAACAUGGCGUUCCCCGGUGGAAAUGUGAACGCAGCUGCGGCAGCAGCAGCUGCUGCUGCGGGAAUUAACGGCAUUGGCGGAGCGUACGGAGAUUUGACGAACAGCGCGAAUGCCGCUGCAGCUGGAAUGCUUGCCUCUCAACUCAACGGUAAUCCACACUUGGGUUUCACGAACAUUGUCAACGGAAUGAAUCCGCUCAUGCAUCAGCAACAAAACAUGGGUGGUAAUCUUGGACGAAACGGUCAAAGAAACGAUGGAGGUGGGAAUAGGAGAGGUUCCAGAGGUGGACGAAACAACGGAAGAAACUCGGCGUGGGGUAACGAUGGGGGUGGCGGUGGUCCGCGCGGCAAUCCAUUAACGAACAACGCAGAGCUCGCUACUCUGAACUCUGCCGUGCCUGGUGCAAACGGAUCACCGACGGCGGAAGAACUCGCGGAGAUGGAUUCGAGAUUUGGGUCCAUCGAAGAGUGCGUGGGUCAAAUUUCUAUCUUGGCCAGAGACCAAUAUGGUUGCCGCUUCCUCCAGCGUAAGUUUGACGAGGACGGUUCUGCCGCUAUCGACGCGUGCUUCGACGAAAUUAUCGAAGAAGCUGUUGACUUGAUGAUGGAUCCGUUCGGAAAUUAUCUGUUGCAGAAACUUUUAGAGUGUUGUUCGGAUAAACAAAGAGCUGAUGUCGUGCGCGCCGUUUCGGUAGUCAACGAGAACGCAAAUACAGGCUUACCUGAGUUGGUCUCCAUCGCUUUGAACGCACAUGGAACGAGAGCAGUACAGAAGCUCAUCGAAACUUUAAGCUCGGACGAGGAGAUUGAGCUCACCACGAAAGCUUUGCGUCCUGGCGUUGUCACCUUGAUCAAAGAUUUGAACGGAAACCACGUGGUCCAACGCUGCUUGCAGAGGUUGUCGGCUGAGGAUAAUCAGUUCAUCUAUGAGGCCGCGAAGAAGCAUUCGGUUGAAAUUGCUACUCACCGUCACGGCUGUUGCGUGUUGCAACGAUGUAUUGACCACGCGACUGAGGAGCAAAAACGACCGCUCGUUCAAGAAAUUGCCGACCAAGCGUUGACUUUAUCGCGCGAUCCUUUUGGGAAUUACGUGGUGCAAUACAUUUUGGACCUCGGAUUGUCUUGGGCAAACGCUGAAGUCAUGAUGCGAUUAGUUGGGAAUUAUGCCGAGUUAUCUAUGCAGAAGUUCUCUUCAAACGUCGUUGAAAAGUGCUUGAAACUUGCGGAUCAGCAAUUGGAGGAGCACAGAAACGUCGUCGUUCGCGAAAUCAUGUCGAGCCCUUUGUUGGAUCGACUUUUGAUGGAUCCGUACGGCAACUACGUCGUUCAAAGCACACUUAUGGUCACGAAAGGACCAUUACAUGCGGAUUUAGUGGAGAGAAUUCGACCCCACUUACCGCUCAUUAAGAAUUCGCCCUUCGGGAAGCGAAUUUUAAGACUUCUUCUCGAGAAGGCGCACAACAAGUAA
This is a messenger RNA of Bathycoccus prasinos, 2100 nucleotides long. RefSeq lists its product with no specific name. Gene Ontology annotation, cellular component: cytoplasm. The coding region runs from base 1 to 2100 and encodes 699 amino acids. Gene Ontology annotation, molecular function: mRNA binding. Gene Ontology annotation, biological process: post-transcriptional regulation of gene expression. NCBI's taxonomy places the organism in Eukaryota, Viridiplantae, Chlorophyta, Mamiellophyceae, Mamiellales, Bathycoccaceae. The record is from RefSeq and is a predicted model, not a curated record. The transcript is spliced from 2 exons.